Messenger RNA from Lentinula edodes (shiitake mushroom), 2088 nucleotides. RefSeq names its product CwfJ C-terminus 1-domain-containing protein-like protein. Gene Ontology annotation, biological process: mRNA splicing, via spliceosome. The transcript is spliced from 11 exons. NCBI's taxonomy places the organism in Eukaryota, Fungi, Basidiomycota, Agaricomycetes, Agaricales, Omphalotaceae. Gene Ontology annotation, cellular component: post-mRNA release spliceosomal complex. Gene Ontology annotation, molecular function: nucleic acid binding; zinc ion binding; RNA lariat debranching enzyme activator activity. The record is from RefSeq and is a predicted model, not a curated record. The coding region runs from base 1 to 2088 and encodes 695 amino acids.
AUGGCGGCUCCAGUGAAAAUCCUCUCGCUGGGCUCAGCAAAUGGAUCCAUCCGAAAUUUGUUCACCAAAAUCAAAACAAUCGACGACAAACAUGGCAAGUUUGACUUUGCACUCUGUGUUGGGGAUUUCUUCGGAAAGUUGAAGGAGAAGGAGGAUGUGGAAAACGCGGGAGACGAUGAAAUAUCCUUAUUGCUGGAAGGCAAACUACCGGCUCCAAUUGAAUGCUAUAUCAUGCAAGGUGAAAACCCUCUCCCUGACGCGGUCAUUCAGAAGUUUGCGAAGACAGGAGGGGAGCUGUGCAAGGAUGUGUUCUUAAUGAGUAAAUCAGGCCUCGUAACAACCGCGUCCGGGCUGCGUAUCGCCUGUUUAGGAGGAACAUUCGAGCCGAGCAUCUUUUCGUCUUCUGAAUCCGCCCCAGGCUUCGCUUCACCCUUCUUCUCCGAGCAAACUGUGGAAAAGCUAUUGAGUAAUAGCUUGACGUCGACUUCCUCUGCAAAACAAAAACAAAACUACAAAUCCUUGGCAUCAAUCCAAUCAUCCUCGUCCUCAUCUCAGUUCGUGGAUGUGCUCGUUACGAACGUCUGGCCGGCCUGUGUAACGGGGUUCUCCUCUGUACCACUACCUUCUUCAUUACCUUCAUCUAAAAUUGGUGCUGCGCCUCUAGACGACUUAUGCAGGCGCCUUCGACCGCGAUAUCAUUUCGCUGCGGGCGUCCCAGAUGGUAGUAAAGAAACACAGCCGGUGUUCUGGGAACGUGAGCCAUUUGUGUGGGAUGAUGAUAAUGGAAAUGGUCGAGCGUCCAGAUUUAUCAGCUUGGGUGUUUUCAAUGGGCCGGUACCUGUCAAUGGGAAGAAGCAGAGGUGGUUUUAUGCAUUUUCCAUUGAGCCCGGAUCCGCUUCCUCCACUGCUCAGAAACCCAAAAAUGCAAGCAAGAAUCCUUUCACUGAAACCUUACCCCGCAAACGACCGUUCCAAGAAGUUCAAUCCUCGCAAGGGGAGAAUUAUAUUUUUGGUGACGUUCGACAGCCAGUGAAGAGGACCAGGAUAGAGAAUAUCGACGGAAAACCUCCGCCAGGAUAUAAGUGUCGGAGGUGUGAUUCCACUGAGCACUUCAUCAACAAUUGUCCGGAACGACAAAAACCUCCGGAAGGUUAUGUGUGUCGGAUUUGUAACAUUGCUGGACAUCUUGUUCGAGACUGUCCCUCAAGCUCUCAAAAUGCCGUUGGAGACACCGGAGGCCGGAAGCCCAAAGAAGGUUAUGUGUGCAGAGCGUGUGGGAACGAGGGCGGACAUUAUUUGGAUGAUUGUCCUGUUGUCACUCAGCGAGGAGGUGGAGGUGGAGGAAAACGAGGACCGCCGAGAGAGAUUGGACCGGAGGAGUGUUGGUUCUGUUUGUCGAACCCAAAUUUGGCGAAACACCUUAUCACCUCAAUCGGCGAAGAAUGUUAUGUCACUCUACCCAAAGGACAGAUUAUCCCGACGCAAUCAGCCGCUCCCGAGAAUAGAGCGUCCUCAAGGACAAGUGUACCUGGCGGAGGGCAUGUUCUCAUCGUUCCCAUUACACACUACCCAACGUUCAAUACCAUUCCAUCGGACCUAGCUCCCCCGAUCAUCGAGGAAACGGAAAAGUAUAAACUCUCCCUCCGUAACUUCUACGCCAAGCACGCAUGCCAUCCCGUUUUCUUCGAAAUCUCCCGCCUAGGUGCAAGAGGUGCAAAAGGUGUACAUGCCCAUAUACAAUGUGUGCCACUACCCCAAAGUCUCAAGACAGAAGAGGUCGAAGAAGCUUUUGUAUCCCAAGCUCGGUCACAAGGCAUUCUCUUUGAACAAGAUGCAGAAGAAGCGUUACGCUUAGGUGCGGGAGGAGCAAGUUAUUUCAAAGUAGAACUACCGGAUGGAAAGAAGAUGGUGCAUUUGAUAAACCCUGGUGUACCCUUCGGGAUUCAAUUUGGGAGACAAGUUCUCACAGACCUUCUCGGAUUUCCAUCACGGGUCGAUUGGAAGACGUGCACGUUGGACGAGGAAGAGGACAGAGCUGAUGCGGAGGCAUUUAAAGCCGGGUUUGGGCCUUUUGUGACUUGGACGUGA